AUGACUCGCGCAGCUCCGAGUAAUGACAGGGGCUUUUUGUCAGAGGGCAGGGCUGGCUCUGAAAAGGGCAAGGUCCUGCAGGCAUACAGCCCUCUCUCCCACUUGAUCAAGGCAGCAGGUGAAUAUGAUGAGAGCUGGCAUGGGCAGCAGCACCUGCCAGAGGACCUUGCCCAGGCAAAGCAAAUCCUGGCGAGGGUGAGGGGCCUCAUGUGUGAUGGUGCCAUCAGAUUGAAGUGCAUCCCAGUCGACUCCUACUUGGAUUUCAUCCAGAAGGAGCUGGCCUCUGCAAUUAACAAGCAAGUGUUUGCUGGCAUGAGGAACACUGGCCCUGACCCCAACAACCAAGGCCAGAUGCAGAGGUUCGCCAGCAAGGUGCAGAGCCGGAGCUUUCUGAUGGCCAACAUUGGCCUGGUCUCUGGCCACUUUGCAAGGCUUAUCAAAAAUGGUGUGUCUUGCCAGGACCACCCACUCAGGUAUGUGCCAGCACCUAUGGCAGCAGCCCCCAUGCCAGCAGCAGGGAUGCCCCAAGGUGCAACUGCUGCAGAGGAAGGUGCAGAAGAGGAGGAUUUGGAAGAGGAUCCUGAGCCCAGGACUGCACCUUCCAGGCAUGAGGUGGACCAGAAGGCCCCUGCCACCCAUCAGGAAAAGGUUCUGAUGGAGCAAAUCUCCUUCCAGAUCAAGAGGACAAGGGACCUCACGGAGUGGAUUGUCUUCAAGUAUCUUCCUGGCUGGGGUCCUGAGCAGAACAAGCUGAAGAUCAGUGGCUACUACCCCUCCAAGCAUGUAGCCUGCAGGGCUAUCUUGGAGUGGGCUGGGGACGACUGGAAAAGGAGAGUUGCUGCCAAGGCAACCUCACUUGCCCUUGUUCCAGCCCAGAGCCAGCAGCUGGAAGCAACAGCUAAAGAGGCAAGAAUUUCUGCCAGCAUCCGAAAAAUGAGGAGUGAUUACCUGGAGCACCUGGCCAAAUUCCUGCCCCAAGAUGAAGUGGCCAAUGAUCCAACAGGGGAGCUCCUGGGCCAGCUAGUAGAAGAUGAUCACCUCUCCUUGGCUUUGAGUAGAUGUGCCACUGAAUCCUCAGAUGUUUGGCAAGAGACUCUCCAGAUGGUCUUGAAGGUGGAGACUGACAGGUUCGUGGCACCGUGGUGGGGGAAGACGGGCUACGAGGCCGACUUCUCCUACGAGCCCUCCCUCCGAGGCACCCGCGCGGCUCCGCAUGCAUCCGAGAUCAACUCGGUGGCAGAAGUGCAGGAGCUCCCCCCGCCCGGGGGAGAGUUGAGCGCAGUGCAGCUGGAGCAGGUCCGGCUGGAGCUGGCGCAGGCACCUGUUUCGACCUGCACGGCCACUGCAGACCAGAUGGAAGCCGAGGCUAUUGCCACCGAAGAGCCGGGCUCUCAGGCUAGGUAUGGGAGCGCAGCCGCGCCAAAGCCCAUGGCACAGGCCCCGCCACCAGCGCAGGCUGCCCCCGCCCCCGCGCCCGCCACCGGCGGGGGCAUGAUGUCCGGCCUCAUGGGCUCCAUGAUGUCUGGCAUGGCAACAGGGACGGGCAUGGCUGUGGCCAACCGUGCCGUGGAUGCCGUGAUGGGCCCGCGCCAGACGGAGGUUGUCCACCGUCAUGAAGGUGCUCCCCCCGCCGCCGCUGCCGCCAACGCUGCACCUGCAUGCCAGUUCCAACAGGAUCAGCUGGAGCAGUGCAUGAAGUCCUCUAGCAACGCAGCGUCGUGCCAGUCCUACAUGGAUGCAUUGAGGGCAUGCCAGCAGGGGCAAUAA
Molecule: messenger RNA, 1767 nt
Organism: Symbiodinium natans
Lineage: Eukaryota; Dinophyceae; Suessiales; Symbiodiniaceae
Source: the annotation of a GenBank genome assembly